This is a messenger RNA of Cornus florida, 1039 nucleotides long. Its product is annotated as putative transcription elongation factor SPT5 homolog 1. The transcript is spliced from 4 exons. Lineage: Eukaryota; Viridiplantae; Streptophyta; Magnoliopsida; Cornales; Cornaceae. The record is from RefSeq and is a predicted model, not a curated record. Bases 529 to 900 code for a protein of 123 amino acids.
AAAUCAUAUAUAUAUAUAUAUAUAUAUUUUUCGUUUUUAUAUAAUUAUUCAAAUAAUGUUUCAAUAAUUAAUUUGUGUUUAUGUAUUCAUUUUUUGCGGAUACUAUUUUCCCCCAUGUUGGGAUCAUAAGCAGCCAAAUGACCCACAAAAUUGAAAAUUUUCUUUCUUAUAGUGGUGACAAACAUACAUAAAGACAUAUAUGUACCACAAAAUUGAAAGUCAAUCAGCUUUCUCGGUUGGUCUCAAAAUCACAACCAUUCAAAAGAAAUUUAUAUUUGAAUCCUACUCUUGUUUGUUUGUAUAGCCAAAAUGUACAAAGUGACUUAACAUAUCAGGAGAGCCUUGAAACAUCUAUCAAGCACAACAUGGUAACAAAUUUAUUGCCCUUUAUUAGUUUCACCCCUUCUUGUCCCUGUAAAUGGCGUACAGUACCAUCAGCUGUAUCGACCGUAGUCCAAUUCCAAAACCAUUAGGUUCCUGUAAUAACCACCAAUCAUCCACUUUCAACACUCAUUGUACAACGUGGAAAUGGAGAUAUGGGUAGUCAUUCCACUUUAUUCGCGAACAGGAAGAAGGAUCAUUUUAGGGAAGGAUCUAGUUAUUGUUGUCGAGGGUGCUCGGAAGGAUAUAAAGGGUCCAGUUGAGAAAAUCGAGGGAGACAAUGUUCAUACUAGACCAACGGACGGGGGCUAUGCAAAAGCUUUUGGUGUAAGAGAUAAAGAAGUAUGCAAGUGUUUUAACCAUGGAAAGCAUCUGAAGCUGGUCUCUGGUGCAACAGAGAGCUCUGAGUGUGGUAAUUCACUGGCUUCAACGUCUACCCAACUGAGAAUUCCACGUCGUGUUUCCAUUUCUCCAAGGGCUUUUUCUAGGGGUGGCCCUCCCUCAGGAAGGCAUAGAUGAGGUGGAAGAGCAUGUGAUCCUUUGGUUGGUUCAACAGUGACAAUUUGCCAGGGCCCCUCAAAAGGCUACCGCGGACGUGUCGUAGAUGUGACAGGUCCAUCGGUCCGGGUAGAAUUGGAGGCUAUGUUUAAAUGUGUCA